CAGUGUUCUUAAUUUAUGAUGUAGUUUUUCUAGAGAAGCACCAAGUCAUGAAAACCAGGGGCAGUCCCUAAUGCCCUCUCCCUGUACUCACCCUGCCUUCUGGUUUGUUUUCAUUUCUAAAUGAGGUUGGAGGGACACACAGGGGGGCCUCCUCCUGAGCCUCUUGUCAGCCUCAGCUGCCUGACUUGACCUCCACAGGUGCUGGUUCAGACCUUGUCCAGUGGGUGUCGUGCGGGGAAGGAUUGAAUGUGCACUGGGUUUGUAUGUCUGCACUGAACAGUGUUGUAAUUGUGCUUUUUUUUUUUUUCCUCCUAUUGGUGGGCUCUUUUCCAUGGUGCUGUCGCCUGCCCUGCUCUUGGACUCUGCUUGUAGAAGCGGGACUUCCCCUCUGGCGUGCCUCAAUGCCAUGCUGCAUUCCAAUUCAAGAGGAGGAGAGGGACUGUUCUAUAAACUCCCAGGCCGCAUCAGCCUUUUCACACUCAAGAAGGAUGCCCUGCAGUGGUCUCGCAGUGCAGCUGCAGUGGAGGCAGAGGAGCCGGAGGACUCUGCCGAUGUGGAGAGCUGUGGUUCCAAUGAAGCCAGCACUGUGAGUGGUGAAAACGAUGUAUCUCUUGAUGAAACCUCUUCGAACGCAUCCUGUUCCACUGAGUCCCAGAGUCGGCCCUUGUCCAAUCCCAGGGACAGCUGCAGAGCCUCCACACAGGCAAACAGACAGAAGAAAAAGACAGGAGUGAUGCUGCCUCGAGUUGUCCUGACUCCUCUGAAGGUAAACGGGGCCCACGUGGAAUCAGCCUCAGGGUUCUCGGGCCGCCACGCCGAUGGCGAGAGCGGCAGCCCGUCGAGCAGCAGCAGCGGCUCUCUGGCCUUGAGCAGCACUGCUAUUCGUGGCCAGGCCGAGGUCGCCCGGGACCCUGCCCCGCUCCUGAGAGGCUUCCGGAAGCCGGCCACAGGUCAGAUGAAGCGCAACAGAGGGGAAGAAAUCGAUUUUGAGACACCUGGGUCCAUUCUUGUCAACACAAACCUGCGUGCGCUGAUCAACUCUCGGACCUUCCACGCCCUGCCAUCGCAUUUCCAGCAGCAGCUCCUCUUCCUCCUGCCUGAAGUAGACAGACAGGUGGGGACAGAUGGCUUGUUGCGGCUCAGCAGCAGUGCACUGAAUAACGAGUUUUUUACCCACGCAGCUCAGAGCUGGCGGGAGCGCCUGGCUGAUGGUGAAUUCACUCAUGAGAUGCAAGUCAGGAUACGGCAGGAAAUGGAGAAGGAAAAGAAGGUAGAACAAUGGAAAGAAAAGUUCUUUGAAGACUACUAUGGACAGAAAUUAGGACUGACCAAAGAAGAAUCAUUGCAGCAGAAUGUGGGCCAGGAGGAGGCUGAUGCAAACAGCAGCUCGCGGGUCCCAGGGGAAUCGGCCCGGUCACAGAGGGGUCCAGCAACCCGACAACGUGACGGGCAUUUUAAGAGACGGUCUCGGCCAGACCUCCGAGCUAGGGCCCGAAGGAACCUGUACAAAAAACAGGAGCCAGAAGAAGCAGCGGUCGCUAAAGAUGCCAAGUCUGUUUUGCCUGAUGUCCCACUCUGCCAGGACGGGGAGGCUAAGACAGACUCGACAGGGGUGAGCAGUGCCCCACUGCCGGGCACCUCCGACCCAGCGCCCGACCCAGAGGGGCCCCGAUGCCCAAGUGAGUCUCUGGCAGCUCGUGUCCAGCCUGAGUCGGACAGCGCAACACAAGCCUCUACGUCUCCAGACCGAGUUCCCAGCUUGCUUCAGGAGGCUGUGGACCAGGAGCCCAAGGACCAGAAGAGGAAGUCCUUUGAGCAGACAGCCUCUGCGUCCUUUCCCGAAAAGAAGCCCCGGCUGGAAGACCGUCAGUCCUUUCGUAACACAAUUGCAAGUGGUCACACCGAGAAGCCACAGCCCACUAAAGAGGAGCCCAAAGUCCCGCCCAUCCGGAUUCAACUUUCACGCAUCAAACCACCCUGGGUGGUUAAAGGUCAGCCCACUUACCAGAUAUGUCCCCGGAUCGUCCCUGUCACGGGGUCCUCCAGCCGGGGCUGGACUGGCUCCAGGAGUCUCACAGACAUUAAAGCCUGUGCCGGCCAGGCCCGAGGGGCGAGAGGCCACCAUUGCCAUCGAGAGGCGGCCACCACUGCCAUCGGAGGGGGGGGUGGCCCGGGUGGAGGUGGCGGAGGGGCCACCGAUGAGGGAGGCGGCAGAGACAGCAGCGGUGGUGAUGGUGGUGAGGCCUGUGGCCAGUCUCGCUCCAGCGGAGUCCCAGGCAGCCCUGGAAAGUGUGCGUCAGAUCUACAGCGAGCACAACUACUGCCGCCUUGUCCUCUGACUGGGGACCGUGCCCAUGCCCACUCUGGGACUGCUUUGUUCAGGGCCGGGCGAGAGAAGGAGAGCUGCCAUCUGCCCAGGGGCCCGAGCAUACUGCCACGGGAGCUUGAAGAUGCUCCUCAGCUCCCUGUUGCUCCCACUGGUGACCAGCCUUGCCAGGCUUCACCCCCACUCUCCUCCCAGACACCGGUAGCUGAGAGCUUAGUGGAGCACCCUCAGUUGCCUGCAGGAGUCCGAGUGGAGCACGAGUCUGGGACCACUGCCUGGGCAGAGUGUGAGAAGGAGCAAGGAACCACCGUCACUCCUGGGAUUGGGCCCACUGCAUCUGUAAUGGAAGGUGCCCUGUGUGGAGGAGAAGCUGAGCAGGCUGACAGCAGUGAGCCCACCUGGGAGGAUCCUGUGUGCAGGUCCCCAGGUGCCACACCUGAAUUGCCCUUGGCUGACUGCCCACAGAACAGAGCCUUCAAUGACGAAUUGGGACUUGAUGACUUGAGCCCACCCAGGAGGGAAGGGCCCUCCUGCCGAGCUAGUAGGAAAGCUGAGACUCCUGUUUGUGGCAGCACUGCCCCAUGGUUGCCUGUCCCCUGUGAUGAGGAGUGUCUGAGGCAACCUAUGCCAGGGUGCAGAGCUGAUGCAGUGUCUGGUGAGGCCCGGAGCCGAGAGGAGUGGGAGAAAGCUGCCCCAGGGGGGCUGACGGCAGAGGAGGGGCUAGGUCCGCCUGCCAGCCUGCCUUCACUCUGGACGUGUCAACCUCAGGGCUCCUCUGGCGGCUCUGGCAGCAACAGCAAGCAGGUUGCUGUUGAUAAGCUGGAAACCAGCGGUGGCUCUGAAGCCCUGAGUCCCCACAGUGAAUCCACAGACACAGCCUCUGAUGUUGAAGGCCCCCUUUCUGAGGACAGCAGUGACACAGACACGAGAGAAACCCCAGGGACUAAGAGAGCCUCACUGGGCCAGGAGGAGAACCAUGGCUGGAGCCAGUGUGCACCACUGCCCAAGGGCAGUGCUGACCUUAGUGUGGCCACAAGGACCCAUGGGGUGGCUGCCGCCCGCAGCUGGGUGUCUCGAGUGUGUGCUGUCCCCCAGAAAAUGGCAGACUCUCUGCUCUUGGCCAGUACCGAGUUUCAGCCGAGGCCUGUGUGCCUGGCCAGGCCAGGUUCCUCCAUGGAGCUCACCAACCCACUCGUGAUGCAGUUGCUACAGGGUAACUUGCCCCUGGAGAAGAUCCUGCCUUCAGUCCACGGAGGCAGCAGCAAGCCAGAGGCCCCACAGAUCCUGCCUGGGCAGGACCCUGGGGAAGUCAGCGGCCCAAGAAGCAGAAGUCCCUCACGGGCUUGGAAGGAGUCUGUUGAAGCAGGCCAAGGGCUCACCAGCAUGGGGACUGCUCUCCUGUCUGGAACACCCCACAUCACCAAGGCAGUCCCCAACUUCAGUUCAUUACAUCCAGUGACUUCUGGGAAACUGAAAGAAAUGGAUUCCAAAGAGCAGUUCUCUUCCUGUAGUGUUGGGGACCAGAAGGAGAUCUGUGACAGUUCCCACUGCGGUUCUAAUGCUGCUCCAGGCCGAGGUCCAGGAGACCACACUACCUCGAGAGCGCCUUGCUUCUCUCCUCCGAGUAUGACCCGCUUCACUGCAGAGCAGGCCACCUGGGCCCUGGGUGAACAGAACAAUGUUGGAGGCCAAGGGAAGAAACUCUUUGGCUCCAGGAACGUGACUGCAACUCUUCAAGGCCCUCGGCCUGUGGACUUGACUCCACUGCCUGGUGAGGUCCCUCCAGUUUUUCCCAGUAGGAAGCUGACACUGAGCAAAAACUCUGUGUCUGGUGGAGCUGAUGUAAGGGAGGACUGGGCUCCGAAGCCACCACCUGCCGUUGCUGGCAACAUCAAGCGGGAGAAGCCUAUUGGAGGGGGUCCCCUCAAGGCCGACGCUGAGAACAGGAAAGCUUCCGGACACAGUCCUCUGGAACUGGUGGGACACUUGCAAGGGAUGCCCUUUGUCAUGGACCUGCCAUUCUGGAAAUUACCCCGAGAGCCGGGCAAAGGGCUCAGCCAGCCUCUGGAGCCUUCUUCCAUCCCCUCCCAACUCAACAUCAAGCAGGCUUUUUAUGGGAAGCUUUCUAAACUCCAGCUAAGUUCCACCAGCUUUAAUUACUCCGCCAGCUCCCCCACCUUCGCUAAAGGCCUUGCUGGAAGUGUGGUGCAGCUGAGCCACAAAGCCAACUUUGGUGCAAGCCACAGUGCAUCACUCUCCUUGCAAAUGUUCACUGAUAGCAGCACGGUGGAAAGCAUCUCACUGCAGUGUGCAUGCAGCCUGAAAGCCAUGAUUAUGUGCCAAGGCUGCGGUGCAUUCUGUCACGAUGACUGCAUUGGACCCUCAAAGCUCUGUGUAUUGUGCCUUGUGGUGAGAUAAUAAAUUAUGGCCAUGGGAAAAAAUGUAUAUUUAGUGUUUGUAUUUUGAUAAUGGUUGAUAUUCUAUCAUUGAUCUAAUAGACUAUCUAGGCAAGAGCACUCUUGCUUCUUUCUGAAAUUUAUUGUGCUGAAGCCCUCUGUCCCUUGCCAACCCUUCUGGUUUUGCCAGAGGGAAUUUCUAGGGGGCGUCUCCCGGGGCUGCCUCAGGCCAGCCAGCCUGAGCCCUCUCCACCCCUGCCUGAGGUGGCCCAGGGUGCCUGCCUCACACUGGGCAUGCUGGCUUGAAACUGAGGCCAGAGAGGGUCUCCACGCAGGGAACUCACCUUCCUGAGCCGAUCAGAAAUGUCAGUCUUCCACUGCCCCUCCCUGCCAUCUUCUUUGCUGCAGCUUUGUUUAGUGAGGUGAUGGUGAGGGAAGCCAGCACAGGGAUUAAGGAACUGCCUGCUCUGCCCACCAGGGGGCUCGAGUGGCUGCUGGAUGCACCGGCAGGGCCCAGCACUGAGUCAUAUGUGGGUGACAGAUUCCUUUUGACCAUUGGUUCUGUUGCUACAACUAGUUUGGAAUUUGUUUCCGAACCACUUGCUGGCCCAUGGGGGGUCUUUCAGAACCUUAACUGUCCCUGUUGGGAUUCUGGGGUUGGGGAAUGGAGUUGUGUGCUGUGACAGCGCACACCUCAAGAGCCGCCUGUCCCAGUGUUUGCAGACAAAUUCCUCUUCCACACAUACCCACUUCCUUGUACUCUGUGGAUGUGGAUCCUCUCCAUGCACUUGUGUAUGUGAAAGUCAUUUACAUUUCAAAGCAGCGUGUUUCUUAUUUUUAUAUUUUUAACUCUUCAAUGUAUAAAGUAAACCUUUGGCUUCUGUAAGUAUGCUCUAUGCACCUCUGAUGUUUGAUCAUGUAUUUAUAUGUUGUAUACAGUACAGCCGGUUCUGUAAAUGGAUGUAUUGUACAGAGAACACGAACGUCUCUUCCUUACUUGACGUGUUGGCAUCAUUGCGUUCCAAGUGCUGUGAGUUCCUCCUCCUCCUCCCCUGUCAUCAGGGCUUCAGUGCUGUGCUGCCUUGCAUAACCAGGAAGCCACCUGGCUGGUGACAGGUCAGGGUGGCCCAAGGGUGUCUACCCACGUGCACACUGCUGAGCAGACGUGUCCUGCUCCCUCUUCCUCGCUGCUCCUCUGGCCUUUACUGGCUGCUUGCUGCCGUGGAUGGUCAAUGAUACUGGAUUCCUGGGUGAGUUUCUUGCUCAGUCCCCACACUAGGCCUUCCAGAUAUGGCCCUUGGGUCACCUCUUGUCACAGCAAUACGUGGGCCUGCCCUCCCCUGGGGGCCACAGGGUUUCUUUGGAGCUGCCUUGUCUUCCUGCCCUCCCCGCGAGCAGGCGCCCCUGUGUCCAUCUGCCCUCUCCCUGCGUCCUGCCUUAUGUUAGUGUCUUGACCUGCUGCGAAGUUGAGGCUGCUCAUUGAACCCAGGUCUCUGUGUGUGAGUGCCUGUCUGAGGUAUGAGAUUUGCGUGGCCCGGCGUAUCUCACUUUACCUCAAAGGCUUCUGUGUGGCCUCCCUCCCACCCCCCGUUAAUUUCUGUGUGGCAUUUUUUUCACCUGAAGUAUGAAUGAGAAGUUGAAUGUAGUGUUGGCUGUGCCAGCAUUAGAACAUUCCCUUUCUUCCUUCUGUUGUAGCCCUUGCGGGUGCAGUGGGGUGCUGGUCUGGCCCAUGGAGCCACUCAGAGAAGCACUGCUCUUGUAUGUUUCAUGGUAUUGGAAAAAUAAACCUGUACAACCUG
Ochotona curzoniae (black-lipped pika) is the source of this 6521-nucleotide messenger RNA. RefSeq names its product ASXL transcriptional regulator 1 (gene ASXL1). The transcript has 11 exons. Bases 332 to 4744 code for a protein of 1470 amino acids. Gene Ontology annotation, cellular component: PR-DUB complex. The record is from RefSeq and is a predicted model, not a curated record. Gene Ontology annotation, biological process: animal organ morphogenesis; positive regulation of transcription by RNA polymerase II. Gene Ontology annotation, molecular function: DNA binding; peroxisome proliferator activated receptor binding; chromatin binding. Lineage: Eukaryota; Metazoa; Chordata; Mammalia; Lagomorpha; Ochotonidae.